This is a messenger RNA of Perca flavescens (yellow perch), 3648 nucleotides long. It is a transcript of the gene pcyox1l, whose product is annotated as prenylcysteine oxidase 1 like. Gene Ontology annotation, molecular function: prenylcysteine oxidase activity. Gene Ontology annotation, biological process: prenylcysteine catabolic process; prenylated protein catabolic process. The record is from RefSeq and is a predicted model, not a curated record. The coding region runs from base 355 to 1944 and encodes 529 amino acids. Lineage: Eukaryota; Metazoa; Chordata; Actinopteri; Perciformes; Percidae. The transcript has 8 exons.
UAUGUCGUAUUGUAUACUGUCUAUGGUCUAUGUGAGCGACCCAAAGCCUAUGCCCAUAGCGACCGUUGGUUGGAGAAUUGAUCUGCAUCGUCAUGACAAUAAAGCUAUCUUUUGUGCAGUAUUACGAUCCAAUUUAAAACGCAAUCUUAUUCAUUUAGCUACUUAAUCGACAUGUACAUUUCAUUGUUUUGAACAUACUACCCGUCUUAAGGAAAGAGAAAAUGAGGAACCUCAUUUUGACCUAAUGUAUUAACUGUCGCUGCACUGCACCCGCUCUCCUCCUCUCCUCCUCUCCUCCUCUCCUCCACUCCUCCACUCCUCCCGGUUAAACGUUAUCGCAGCUCCGGUGCCGCUAUGGGCUGCCCUCUUCUCCUGCUGAUCGUUGUCGUGCUGUCAGCAUGGUCGGCUAUCGGAGACCCGGCGGGAUCCGCUGAUGUCGACGGAGCUCCGCCUUCUAAAAUAGCGGUGGUCGGGGCGGGGAUAGGAGGCAGUGCCACAGCCCAUUUCUUGCGGCAGCACUUUGGCCCUGAGGUCCAGGUGGAUGUGUUUGAGAAGGGGGAGGUCGGAGGCCGUCUUGCCACUGUAACCGUCAAUCACAAUGACUACGAGUCUGGCGGUUCUAUCAUUCACUCCCUCAACCUCCACAUGCAGGAGUUUGUCAAACAGCUAGGUUUAAAGUAUCGCCGCAGCGUGGCGGGCAAGACAGCGGUGUUUAACGGCCAGGAGGUGAUCUUGGAGGAGACAGACUGGUACCUGCUGGACCUGUUCCGGCUGUGGUGGCGCUACGGCAUCAGCUUCAUACGCCUGCAGAUGUGGGUGGAAGAAAUUAUGGAGAAAUUCAUGAGAAUCUACAAGUACCAGGCCCACGGCUACGCCUUCAGCUCAGUGGAGGAACUACUGGACUCUCUCGGGGGGAGUGGCUUCAUCAACAUGACCCGGAGGCCGCUCUGUAGUUCGCUGCUGGAGCUGGGUGUGUCGCAGCGUUUCAUCGACGAGGUCAUUGAGCCCAUCAUGAGGGUCAACUACGGCCAGAACGUCAGCAUCCCCGCCUUUGUCAGGAGAGAGGAAGGGAAAAGAAAAGAGAUACAGGAGACGAGGAAGGGUGGAGCAGGGAGUCGAGAGAAGAAGAGAGGGAAGCAAGGCGCUGUAUCGUUAGCUGGUGCCCAGAACAACCUGUGGGCGGUGGAAGGAGGCAACAAGCUGGUGUGUUCUGGCCUGCUGAAGAUGGCCAACGCCAACCUGCUGCAAGCACAAGUCAACUCCAUCUCGCCCAUCUACUCCGGGGAGGAGCCCCAGUACCAGCUGAGCUUCACCACAGCAUCAGAGACGAGAUCAGAGCUGUAUGACAUUGUAGUGUUGGCGACGCCCCUCCAGGCCAGUGUCAGGUCUGGAGUCCAGUUCCACGGUUUCACUCCUCCUUUUGAUGAGCUCCCUGGCAAUUAUCACAGCACUGUUGCAACCAUUGUCCAUGGUUACCUAAACACUUCUUUCUUUGGUUUCCCGGACCCUCGCCUCUUCCCCUUUGCCAGCGUUUUGACAACUGAGACGCCUGAUCUGUUUUUCAACAGCGUGGCAAGCGUUUGUCCCGUCAACAUCUCGACAGGCUUUCGACGUAAGCAGCCACAAGAGGCCGGAGUCUAUAAAGUGUUCUCGCCACAACCCCUGGAAAAGGCUCAUCUCAAAACACUGUUCAGGUCAUACUACUCAGUUCAGGUGACAGAGUGGCAGGCCUACCCUUGUUACGGCAGUAGCCAGGGACUGCCGCCUGUGGAGCUCCACCCCAAUCUCUACUACCUCAAUGGCAUCGAGUUGGCCGGCAGCGCCAUGGAGAUGAGCUCAGUGGCGGCCAAGAACAUCGCCCUGCUGGCUUACCACCGCUGGAACAGACAGACGGACAUGGUGGACCAGAAAGAUCUUAUGCACAGAAUCAAGACUGAACUUUGACCUGGUCAACUGAAAGCCUUAUCGCAUCACUAAGCUGAUGUGCAGUAAAAUGCCUGUAUUGGGGUACUACAUUUUACAGUUUGACUUGUGAGAAGUCUCCAGUUACAAAGUGUAUAUAGAGACAAGUAAUCUAUUACUACAUACAUCUAAUACACUGAAUCAAUGAUACAUAUGUUGAACAUAAUCUGACCCUGCCUUAUCUUAAAUAAACUUAAACAUACAACAGAAAAACCCUAUCAAAGUCAAAUCAAGUCUAAAACUAAUUUUAAUUGCACCACUAUACAGUAGACAACUGUGGUACUGUGCAACUGUCCAAAGGCCAUGUGAUUUCGCUGCCCGAGACAAGAUAUGCAGAUAUAUGAAACAUUUUUCAGUAUUGGUUGAGGAGUGAUUGCUAAUGCUAAUUAGUGGUUUCAACCAAAAAUCCAGCUGCAGGCAGCUUUUCUUUGCCAAGAAAUAAGGAAACCAAGCAACCGUGGAAAACCCCUUAUAAUAAUAUUAGUCUUAGUAGGAAGUGAAUGGACUGCUAGGAGACACUGUUUUAUUGGGUUGCUGGUAGUGUGAAUCAACACCAGUUAAUAUGGGUACUAGUCUAAGGUUACUGGUGCUGCUCUGUGUAAAUAAAAAAUCUUGUGUCCAAGUCAAGAAAACACUCUUGGAAUCAAGAUUGAGAGCAUGAAUGAGACUCUUCUAAAUGGCUGCUUUUUGACUGUGCUGUGACAGCUGUGAGAUAUGCGCCAGGUCAUUGAUUUAACUGCCUUUAGGCACAUAAACCAGCCCUCUGUCAUAUAAUCAAAAACAACUGCAGCACUGCUAUGAUUGUCUAUACUUUUAAGGACUGUCAAUGGACUUAUUAUUGGCCCGAACUGCACAAGGAGAUCUCAUUAAAAUAAUCUCAGAAAGAUCUUUGUAAAUAAUAAAAUCAUUAUUCAGUGACUCAUGGUAGUGGCCACUGGUGCUAUGCUCUAUUGCCCCUUUCAUCAGACUGUUUCAUUAUCUCCCCUUCCUGCUGCUUUUGUUGCAUAAUCCAGCAGAAAGAAUUUUUUUCGGGGAACGGAGCCAACAGGCUUUCACACUGGACCAAAUGAAAGCAAAGGACAGAUCUGUGGAACUGCUGGUGGUGAUGAUGACACACACACCCCUCCCCCUGCAUCCUGCUUUUUUAUAAUAAGCACAAUAAUCUCGGAAAAACACGUGAAGAUAGAGUUGGACAUUCACUUACAGUAAUGGCAAGUGCUAAAAGGAUGGUGUGACAUAAGAAAACUGACUGUUGAUUAUCCUCAUAAGACUUGGAGAUAAUCCUUGUUUUAUUCCUUUUUUUAAUUUAUAACAGUGGAUUUGGACUGAAGUGGAUUUCUGUUCUCAGAAAAACUUAAUUUAACUGUUGUCAACUAAAAACUUUCAAAAUGCCACAAUGAAGAUUGUUUAUCUAUUUUCUUUUUAUUAUUCAGUUUUCACUGAGCCGCAGCUUCUGUACAUAAAACAGUCAAAUUCUUGUCGCAAUACCUUUAUGAUAUUCUGUAAAACAAAAACAGAAUGCAAAUGCACACAAUGCAUAUUAUUGUAUGGAACCAUCUUGUGGGCUGACAAAAGAAUCCCAAAUCAAGAUUCGCUUUUUGCAAAGUGUUCAAUGGCAUCUCACUGAGGAAGCUCCAUCCAUUAAUGAAGGUCGUGAGAUGGGAUUAAAAGUUGAGACAAAAACGA